Messenger RNA from Harmonia axyridis, 1615 nucleotides. Its product is annotated as solute carrier family 25 member 46-like. Bases 216 to 1487 code for a protein of 423 amino acids. NCBI's taxonomy places the organism in Eukaryota, Metazoa, Arthropoda, Insecta, Coleoptera, Coccinellidae. Gene Ontology annotation, biological process: mitochondrial membrane fission; mitochondrial fission. Gene Ontology annotation, cellular component: mitochondrial outer membrane. The record is from RefSeq and is a predicted model, not a curated record. The transcript has 6 exons.
UAACCUUAAAAUCGUUUGUCAAGUUGACAGUAGUAUUACUGUUCUUAUCAAAUAAAUCGAAAUUCAAAAAAGAAUUUGUCAGACGAUCUGUUUUUAUUGCCAUUUUUCUCUGUUGAUUAGAGAUAUGUCUAUGUUAAAUAUAAAUUCUGAACAAACGAUCUGAGCUAUAUAAAUGAUAUAUUGAAAAUUUCAACAAUUUGGUAUACCAAAUCGCAAUGGCAGGGAAAAAUUUCAAUUUUUCACUCAACAAUCCCAGAACUCACGAAGAAAAUGACUUAUAUCUUCAAAGCAGAAGGUUUGGAUAUAAUGUCGAAGAUGAAUUCUUGAGAACACAAGAGGAGUAUAUGAAUGCCAGAAUAAGAACUCCUCAUUCUUUAUAUUCUCAUAGAACUUCUCAUUACAUGAGUCCUAAUGCCGAAGAAGUCAGUUUCAAGGGAUAUGUGGCUUCAGGAGUAUCUUUUGUCAGUUUAGUAGCUGAAAAUAUAUUGUGCCAUCCAUUUCUAGUAUUACGCAGGCAAUGUCAGGUGCAUCCCUCAUCAUUGAAGUAUCACCUUUUGCCAUUCACGUUAAUCCCAUCUGUCUAUCAUUUACAUCAACGUCAAGGAUUGACCAUAUUGUGGAAAGGACUUGGUUCCGUUUUACUCGUUCGAGGUAUGUCAUUAGGUGUGGAAGAUUUAAUAUCAAGAGUCACACCAUGGCCUGACACCAUCACUAUGCAUAGUGGACUGAAGCAAUUCUUUCAACAUCUUAUGUUGAAAUGUGUCAGCUUAGCUAUAGUAACUCCAUUUUACUCUGCCUCGUUUGUUGAAACAGUGCAGAGUGAAAUAGCAAGUGAAAAACCUGGAAUACUUGAUGUAUUCAAAGAAGGGUUUAUUAGGUUGUUGAAUUGGAAUGAUGGUCCCAAAGGUCGAUUGAUACCAAUCUGGGCACUUGUUCUUCCAACAGUAACAUUAGGUUUGGCCAAAUAUCUCUUCUCCCUUAUGGUGAAAAGUGUUUCUACUAAAGUUCUACAUGCUAAGGUUAAAUCCGAGCACGAAACUACAGGAGCUCUACCAAAAAAUUCUGGCGAAUAUCAAGAUAUCAAUUUAACAGCUUCUAUAAUAUCCCUGAUUGCUAGUGAUAUCAUUUUUUAUCCUUGUGAAACAAUUGUUCAUCGUUUACACUUACAGGGAACACGAACAAUAAUCGAUAAUUUGGAUAAUGGUAGUUCAGUUCUUGCUGUUUUAACAAACUAUACAGGAGCUGCAGAUUGUUAUGAGCAAUGUUUAGCGUCUGAAGGGGUGUUUGGACUUUACAAAGGAUUUGGAGCUUUAUUAGUACAGUAUGCCCUGCAUAUAGGCCUAGUUAAAUUUACAAGAUUUUUUUUCAUGGAAAUUGGUUCAAUGAUGAGUAAACCGAAACCUCCACCAACCCCUAGUGUUCACGACAAUUCUCCCCCAGCACUAGCGAAUUUGUCAACUGUCAGUAAAUCCUACUUAUUACCAUAGUUUACAAUACCUAAUUGAACGGAAAUUUUGUUGUGUUUGUUAUUUGUAUAUAUACUAGGAAGUAUAUCUUUGUUGUAAGUUUGUAAUAAUUCGAAGAAGUGAUAAAAGUUUGAUGAUUUUUUUUUUCA